Lycium barbarum (goji berry) is the source of this 1874-nucleotide messenger RNA. RefSeq lists its product as uncharacterized. Lineage: Eukaryota; Viridiplantae; Streptophyta; Magnoliopsida; Solanales; Solanaceae. Gene Ontology annotation, molecular function: phosphoglycerate dehydrogenase activity. The record is from RefSeq and is a predicted model, not a curated record. The transcript has 3 exons. Bases 633 to 1544 code for a protein of 303 amino acids.
AAUAUUAAGUGCUAUGUGCAUUCUUUAAAUUUCUCCAAAGAUCCAGAACAAAAACAUUGGAUCUUUUUGUAGAAAUAUUAAACCUUGUCUGAUUUUAAGUCUAUAUACGCACACCAAAGAGACAUACUUGCCUCUGUUUCAAUUUAUUUGAAUCUAUUUCUUUUUUAAUUCGUGUCAAAAUAAAUAGUCUUUUUUCUAAUUUAAAAAUAAAUUCACUUUAUGAAUGAGCCACACAAAUUUUCAAAGCUUAUUUUAAACCACAAGUUUCAAAAAUCUUCCUUCUUUUUUAAAUAUGUGCCCAGUCAAAUAGAUUCAUAUAAAUUGAAACGGAGUACAUAAAUGCACACCCACAGAAAAAGAAAGACAAUUGGAAAAAGCUGAUUUGAUUGAAAGAAACACUCCAAAAAGAAGCAUCAAUAUACUUAAUUUUAGGCCACAAGAUUUAGAGAAGGCAAUCAAAAGGAACUUCCUCUUUGAUUGGAGUUUUGAAAGUGAUUUGACAGAUAAUUUGCAAUUUGGAAGCGAGAUUCAGAUACUCCUGAAGGGCACCGUGUUGACUAGGGAUUUACGGUUCUAUCGGGUUCUUAUAUCAGUAAUGGUGAAGGAUUCUAGUGAGGGAUAAGCUAAGACACAUGGAGAAUUCUCGUGAUUUUCUAAGCAAUGGAAAACCAGCUGAUCCUGGUCUCCAAAUUAUAAGGCACCCUUCUUACCAAUCUUGUGGGAAAUUAUCGUUAUCUUGGUUUGAUAUUAGAGUUUUCUACAUCAGAAUCAGCAAUUUUAUGGUCGAUGAUUCGACCCCAGAAAGUCUUACUCUUAACCAUAUCCCUCUAAGCCCCGAUACGCUGCUUGAAGUAAACGGUAAAAGAUGUUCCAUGUAUUCGGAAGGAGCCUCUUGCCUUCUUCGAAGAGACCGUGUUGAUAAGAAAGCAGAAGAAGCUACAUUUGUGAGCACCGAUAGCAUAAGAUUGACAGGGAAUGUGAACUUUGAGGUUUUGCAUAAAGACGAUCUUGUCCUGUCUGGGGUUUUAGAGAUGUCCGACAUCAACGGUUUUUCCGGGGAGUCUAAGAACUGUCUUAGGAGAUGGAGCAUGAAUUGUGAAUCAGUUAUGACAGCUGGCACAGGCUUUCUAAAAACUGAAUCAUUGUUGCCGACAGUUGAAGUCUAUGUUGCCGGUUGCUUCUGUGGGACACCGAUCAUCUUAACUAAGACUUUGCAGCUAAAUUACAGGAAGAAGCAUCAUCGAAAGGGUAUGUUAGACUCCAUUCCGGAGCAUGAAACAGCUGAACAGCAUAAAGAAGUCUCGUCUGGACAUGAUCUGCAGGUAACAGAAUACCGAAAUUACAAACCAGAAAGUGAAGAAGACUACAACAACAUGUACUGGAGAGGAACAGAACUUAUGGAUGGUGAAGACGGGGAAAUGUCCUGGUUCAACGCUGGGGUCAGAGUUGGUGUGGGGAUUGGCCUUGGCAUUUGUGUAGGAGUUGGAGUAGGAGUUGGUUUAUUAGUCCGCACAACUCGAAACUUAAGAAGGCGUCUUGUGUAAUUACAUAGCAUAAAUAUAAAGGCUAACAGAGUGUAUUCUACUUUAGACAUUUUCGAUGUUGCUAACCAUUCUCUUUUUUCGUGUGUAAUCCAUUUUCUACUUCCUUUCCCCCCUUUGGCGCCUCCUAGUUUCUUGUUUAGCUUUCCAGUUUUGCUGCCUUUUGGUGCUGAGGAGUGAAGCAGUUGCUAAAGCUGUAUGGACAUGUUUAGGCAAAUAUCAUAUCAUGUUAUUGUCUGUUUAUGUGUAAAUGUCUUUUUUUUAAUUUUUUUAUGAGAACCUCAUGGCCUGGUAUUUGUGCCUUUUAAGCAUUGAUAAAAUCAAUUUUGUGCA